CAGUUUAAACAAGAACCAAGUUCAUGUUCUUGUGUCCCCCUAAAGAGGAGGAACUCUGUUCAUUUUGACCCUUUCAUCUUCCAAUACAACCCUGAAAUCACAGCUUUCUCUAUAUAUAAUCCAAAUCAUUCCCCAAAUUAAUCACAACCCAACUCCCAAAAAGCAUCCAUUUUCACUCUCACCCAUUACAAGAGAUUGACCCUAUGGGCGGAGCAACGAUCGUCCCCACCGCGUGGGCCGCUGUGAUUACCGUGGCGGCGAUGGCGGCUGGCGUUGCAGAGGGAGGAAUCGGCGUGAACUGGGGAACAUUGGCAUCGCACCCUCUGAAACCGAGCAUUGUGGUGAACCUGCUGAAGGAUAAUGGAAUUAAAAAAGUGAAGCUCUUCGAUUCCGACACUUGGACUGUAUCAUCGCUGGCUGGUUCUAAAAUUGAAACCAUUAUUGGCAUUCCUAAUGAUCGCCUUAAGAAAUUUGCUGAAAGCUACAACGAAGCUAAGAAUUGGGUUAAAGAUAAUGUUACCGUUCAUAUGUACGAUGGCGGCGUCGAUAUCAGGUAUGUGUCUGUGGGAAAUGAAGCUUUCUUGACGGCUUACAAUGGAUCCUUUGUGAACGUCACGUUUCCGGCGAUGCAAAACGUACAGAAAGCUCUCGACGAAGCCGGCCAUAGCAAAAAAAUCAAGGUCACCACUGCCCUCAACGCUGACGUCUACGAAGCCAAGUCUAAUCUACCGUCCGACGGCCAAUUCCGGCCAGACAUUUACAGUAUCAUGAAGGAGAUAGUCCGCUUCCUCGACCGUCACGAUGCCCCUUUCAUGGUCAACAUUUACCCUUUCCUCAGUCUUUACCAAAACCCUAAUUUCCCCAUCGAUUACGCCUUCUUCGGCGGCAGCGGACAGUCCAACAAUGACAAUGGCAAAUCCUACACCAACGUCUUCGAUGCCAAUUACGACACGCUGAUUUGGUCCUUGAAGAAAGUCGGCUUCCCCAACCUGAAAAUCGUCAUCGGAGAAGUCGGUUGGCCGACGGACGCCAACGUAUUUGCGAAUGUAACUCUGGCGAAACGAUUCUACGACGGCUUGUUCGAGAAAUUGGCCUCUGGCGAAGGAACUCCAAUGAGGCCGAAGGAGAGCUUCGAGGUGUACUUGUUCGGGCUUUUGGACGAGAACGCAAAAAGCGUUUUGCCAGGUUUUUUCGAGCGCCAUUGGGGGAUUUUUCAAUUCGAUGGAAAACCUAAAUUUCCAAUGGAUUUAUCGGGGAAAGGAAACGACAAAAUGCUGGUGGCGGCGAAGGGAGUGCAGUAUAUGGAGCGAAAAUGGUGCGUUUUGAGGCAGACUUUGAAGAAUUUGGAGCCAACUGCGAAGGAAGUGGAUUACGCUUGCGGUUACUCCGACUGUACGGCCUUGACAGCCGGAGGAUCGUGCGGUCAAUUGGACCGGCGAGGCAGAAUUUCGUAUGCGUUUAACAUAUAUUUUCAGAUGCAGGAUCAGAACGUGGAGGCCUGUGUUUUCGAUGGAACCGCCGAGAUUGUGACCAAAAAUGCGACGGUUGGGAACUGCUUGUUUCCGAUCCAGAUUGUGAGCGGCGGAGAGAGGUUGAAGGCGGCGGCGGCGGCCAUGGUUGGGCUUGUGUUGAGCUUGUUUGUGUUAGGGCUGUGAGCAGUGAAGGAAUUUGGCGGGCAAUUUUGGGGAUUCAUUUUAUUUUAUUUUUUCUUUUUCUUUAUUUUUUUAAAUUCUUUUUGGUAUUUUCCAAGUUCAAAUUUUGUAGGGUUGAUAUAGCCUAGAGGAGAGAUGAAGCUAGAA
Messenger RNA from Cucurbita moschata (crookneck pumpkin), 1799 nucleotides. Its product is annotated as glucan endo-1,3-beta-glucosidase 8-like. The record is from RefSeq and is a predicted model, not a curated record. Gene Ontology annotation, biological process: carbohydrate metabolic process. NCBI's taxonomy places the organism in Eukaryota, Viridiplantae, Streptophyta, Magnoliopsida, Cucurbitales, Cucurbitaceae. The transcript is spliced from 2 exons. Gene Ontology annotation, molecular function: hydrolase activity, hydrolyzing O-glycosyl compounds. Gene Ontology annotation, cellular component: plasma membrane. The coding region runs from base 204 to 1655 and encodes 483 amino acids.